GUCUCCUUCCCAUAUUCCUUCCCACCGGCCUCGAGUCGCCCGCGCGAGAUCUGCCUCCCACCGCGGCCACAUGCCGCGCAACGACGCCCGGCAAGCUCCCCCGCGAUCGAGGUAGGCCCCGCCGGAUCCUGAGAAGGAUGGAGGCGGCGGGCGGCGGCACGGCGGACGAGCGGUGGGCGUCGCUGUGCAACUGCGUGGUGAACUUCCUGCUGGAGGAGCGGUACCAUCUCACGGCGCUCGAGCUGCUGCAGGAGCUGCAGGAGGACGGACGCCACGCGCACGCGCUCCGCCUCCGCGCCUUCGUCUCCGACCCAGCGCUCUUCCCGCCGGACCUCCUCGCGCGCGCAUCCUCCGCCACGCCCGGUGCUGAUCCACAGAGUUUGUUAGAAGAGAAAGUAGCGGCACAAGAAAGAUUGGCGCUCGCAGAGUAUGAUCUGCGACUAGCCAAAGAAGACCUUUCACAGUUGAAGCUUGAGUUACGAAAGCAAAAAGAAUCAUCUUCUGAAGAUUCAAACGGGCUCCUUUUGGGUGCUUCUACACGGGAAGGAUCCAUUAGCCAACCAGACAAACGGGAUUUGAAAAUUUCAGCAUUGGGCCCUCUAAAGGAUAAUGAACGAAAAGAUCUUAACUGUGCUGUAAAAGAAUACUUGCUUUUGGCAGGGUAUCGACUUGCAGCCAUGACAUUCAUUGAGGAGGUUCCUGAUCAAGACCUUGAUGUCUGGCCAAACAGUUCAGCUUGUGUUCCUGAUGCGCUUCGCCGUUAUUACUAUCAGUAUCUUUCAUCUACCGCAGAGGCUGCAGAGGAAAAAAUAUCCAUACUUCGGGAAAAUGAAACAUUAAGUAAGGACAAUGAGCGACUCAAUGCUGACAAGGGCUCCUUGAUGAAGAGCUGCGAAUCAGCUAAUGAUCAGGUUGCUGCUUCGAGGAAGACUUUGGAAGCUGCACAUAAGGAUAUAAAAGAGAAGGAGAAAAUGGUUCAAGACUUGAGGCAGUCACUGGAUGUCCAGAGGAAAGAGCUGAACGACUGCAGACCUGAAAUUACAUCCCUUAAGAUGUACAUUGAAGGGGCAAGGGAAACUUGGAUUGUUCAACAAAGAGUGCCUUGCUUGUGGUGUAAUAACAUGGGAGCUAAGGUGUCAUGCUAGAACCAAACGUGUUCCAGUGAAUGUUGCUAUCAACAUCAUUGAGUAAAGAUUUAUUUCCUUCGAGCAUUAGUCGGCUGAUAUCACUCUCAACUCAGUUCUUUAUGCAUUUGCAAUCUUAACAUUGGGUUUGUAAAAAGUAAAGAUUCAGAGUGACAGAGAAGAUACAUAAUGGAGUAUAUCUGUAGC
Panicum virgatum (switchgrass) is the source of this 1331-nucleotide messenger RNA. Its product is annotated as RAB11-binding protein RELCH homolog. The record is from RefSeq and is a predicted model, not a curated record. NCBI's taxonomy places the organism in Eukaryota, Viridiplantae, Streptophyta, Magnoliopsida, Poales, Poaceae. Gene Ontology annotation, molecular function: protein binding. Gene Ontology annotation, biological process: intracellular cholesterol transport. Gene Ontology annotation, cellular component: recycling endosome; trans-Golgi network. The transcript is spliced from 7 exons. The coding region runs from base 138 to 1145 and encodes 335 amino acids.